AGUGAAGUUGAGUUUCAUUUCUAUAAACUUAUAGAAAUGAAAAAAAGUAUUAUUAAAAUGAAUAUUGUAACUCAUUAUAUUGAUACAUUUGAACACCAAAUUGAAAAGUUCAUCGCUAAAGAUUAUAAAAUUAUAGUAACACAUAUUGACAUACUGCAAUCAAAUGUGUUGAAUAAUGUGGAGUUUUGCUUAAAAAACUUUUUAAGCAAACUGGACAACUGGUGGAUGCAUCCCUAUGUGCGUUAUGAAUUUAUGAUACCAGUUGCCUGUAAGUUAUAAAAGCAAUAUUUACCUAGUAGUCAUCCUCGUAACAAAUGUUAUAAAAUACUUACUCAAUUUUUAAUUCCAAAAUAUCAAGGUCCUCUGAAAAUAGUAGUUGGAUGCAAGUUGACCUGACCACUCAACCAACAUCCUGCUUAACAUUUUUCAAGGAGGACACCACAAACCGUUUGUUUGUUUUGGCUUGCCUGCAUUUGUAUUUUGAAAAUACAAUUUUGUUACAAAACCACACUCUACAUACCUUAUACCAGCAUAUAACUGUUGUAAUGGCAGUUAUAUCCAGGAAUUUUGUAAACAAAUCCAAACUGCGGGCAAUAUUAAAGGAACUGUGUGACGAUCAACUUCUAACUUCUAUCAAAUCCUCCACCAGAACUUGUUAUCGUCCACAGCAUAAAUUAUAUUCUGUAAUUGAAGGAGAGAAAAAUAAUCCACUUUUGAAAAAAAUACUAGACAUUAAUAGUACAACCUAUCUAACCGCAGCAAUUUAUUAUGAUCUACCAUCAACAUUAUGGAUACGCCACGAACCAAAGCGUCGUGGCAAUUUUGACAAGGGACAAUUACACCUAAACCUCCAACAAAAGAUUACAAGUGAAAACAUGGUUGAUACGGAAUGGCGUACGGAAUGGCCAUUGAAGUGUGAUCGUCGUGCAGCGGUGUUGUGCGUGGCUGAUGAUGCCUGCCUUACUACCAUAGUGGACAAAAAACUUGGCAUACAGACCCACAGGAACAAAACACCAGAAUUCGAAUUCGUAAAAACUGAUAUUCCAAUCAUACAAAGACAAAAACAAAUAUAUGAUGAUUUUUUUUCCAAACCAGUCCCAUAUACCAUAGUCCCACACGAUCGGUUUGACGAAGUUAAUG
Messenger RNA from Myzus persicae (green peach aphid), 1140 nucleotides. RefSeq lists its product as uncharacterized. The record is from RefSeq and is a predicted model, not a curated record. The annotation marks the transcript as partial. The transcript is spliced from 5 exons. NCBI's taxonomy places the organism in Eukaryota, Metazoa, Arthropoda, Insecta, Hemiptera, Aphididae.